Messenger RNA from Misgurnus anguillicaudatus (oriental weatherfish), 1599 nucleotides. NCBI's taxonomy places the organism in Eukaryota, Metazoa, Chordata, Actinopteri, Cypriniformes, Cobitidae. The record is from RefSeq and is a predicted model, not a curated record.
AUGUGGUUCAUCAAUCUGGCUUUGCUGGUUCUCAAACUAUCCGUGUCUGCGGAGGGAUUCUCCACGUGCCAGUCCUACAACUUGGACGACCACAAAUCCAAAAGGAUCGAGGCGGUGCGCGGGCAGAUUUUGAGUAAGCUGCGCAUCCGAAGUCCACCGGAUCCCGACGCCAGUCCGACGCCGGAGUCGGUACCGACGGAGGUGAUGUUACUGUACAACAGCACGAAAGAGCUGCUGAAGGAGCGCGCGCGCCAGGCCGAAGCCGCGUGCGAUCUGGAGAGCAGCGAAGAGGAUUACUAUGCGAAAGAAGUACAGCGGGUGAAUAUGAUACCACAGCGCACCGAAACGAACUCGAUUCAUCAUCAUCCUCACAGCCCAUACUUCAGGGUGGUGGGCUUCGAUGUCACCAACGUGGAGCGAAACUCGAGCACUUUGGUUAAAGCAGAAUUUCGCAUCUUCAGAGCGCCAAACCCACAGGCGCGCACGACAGAGCAACGCGUGGAAAUAUACCAGAUUCUCAAAGCUGAUGAUGUGACGGCUCCAUCCCAGAGAUACAUCGAUUCCAGAACGGUCGAUCCGCGUGCCAAGGGGGCGUGGAUGUCUGUCGACGUCACAGAGACUGUAAAGGAAUGGAUGGCGUUCAGAGAAAGAAAUCUUGGACUUAAGAUCAGUGUACACUGUCCCUGCUGCACAUACGUCCCCUCCACAAACAACAUCGUCCCUAACAAGAGCGAAGUGCUGGAGGCCAGGUUUGCAGGGAUUGAUGAUGACAUCAUCAAGGUGAACCGAAGACCAGGUGCGACUAAAGGACAGAUUGAAUUCAGCACUAAAACGCCACACUUGAUACUGACGCUGUUACCCAGUGACCGCCUGGACAACCCAACCAGGAAAAACCGCAAGAAGAGAUCAGCAGCAGACACAUCUAUAUGCUCACGGGCCGACCAGGGCUGCUGUCUGAGGUCUCUGUACAUUGAUUUCCGUCGGGACUUGAAAUGGAAGUGGAUCCACGAACCGAAAGGGUACAAAGCAAAUUUCUGUGCAGGGAACUGCCCUUACCUGUGGAGCACAGACAAUCACUACAACUUGAUUCUUCCGCUGUACAACAAGAUGAAUCCAGAAGCGUCCGCGUCUCCAUGUUGUGUACCACAGGAUCUGGAGCCCCUCACCAUCGUUUAUUUCCUAGGCCGAACCCCUCGUGUUGAACAGCUCUCCAACAUGGUGGUCCGGUCCUGUAAGUGCCGUUGAAGCAGCGGAGAGAGAAAAGAUAAAUACAGAUAAAGAGGUGGAUGAGUAAAACCACAACUGACAAGAACAAUAUUUUAAUAACGAACAAUAUUUCUUACAGUACGAACCUGUAUGGGUGGCGAGUUGUCGGGAGGAAUAUCAUAUAUCUUAAGCAUCAUACGUACAGUAUGCACAUCCUGCAUCGGUCAUAUUUUAAUAGAAGAGCUUUUAGACAGCAAUAUCGCAACAGUGACAAUAGUUUUCAUACAAAGUUUAUUGUAGAAUUGUUUAUUUUUGCAAUUUGCAAGUGUACAUAGUUUUUGGUGAAGUUUAUAUUUGAUUAUUUACUUAAAACAAUAAAUUUCGAUUAUGUAA